AUGGAUUCGGUAGAACUUUGCCUUCCUGAGUCUUUUUCCUUGCACUACGAAGAAGAGCUUCUCUGCAGAAUGUCAAGCAAGGAUCGACACAUUGAUUCUAGCUGUUCGUCAUAUAUCAAGACGGAACCAUCGAGCCCCGCUUCCUUGACGGACAGCAUCAAUCACCACAGCCCUGGUGGCUCCUCUGACGCCAGUGGGAGCUACAGUUCAACCAUGAAUGGACACCAGAAUGGGCUAGAUUCACCACCACUCUACCCUUCUGCCCCGGGUCUUGGGGGUAACGGGCCCGUCAGGAAACGAUACGAUGACUGCUCCAGUACCAUUGCUGAAGAUUCACAAACCAAGUGUGAAUACAUGCUGAACUCAAUGCCCAAAAGACUGUGUUUGGUGUGUGGUGACAUUGCGUCAGGGUACCACUAUGGGGUGGCUUCAUGUGAGGCCUGCAAGGCUUUCUUCAAGAGGACAAUUCAAGGUAACAUAGAAUACAGCUGUCCGGCGACAAAUGAAUGUGAAAUCACAAAGCGCAGGCGCAAGUCCUGCCAAGCUUGUCGCUUCAUGAAAUGUCUAAAAGUCGGCAUGCUGAAAGAAGGGGUGCGCCUAGACAGAGUACGUGGUGGUCGCCAGAAGUAUAAACGCAGAAUAGAUGCAGAGAAUAGCCCAUACCUGAAUCCUCAGCUAGUUCAGCCAGCCAAAAAGCCAUAUAACAAGAUUGUCUCUCAUUUGCUGGUGGCUGAACCAGAGAAGAUCUAUGCUAUGCCUGACCCCACUGUGCCAGACAGUGACAUCAAAGCCCUCACCACUCUUUGUGACCUGGCAGACAGAGAACUGGUGGUCAUCAUCGGAUGGGCUAAACAUAUUCCAGGAUUUUCCACUUUAUCGCUUGCUGACCAGAUGAGCCUUCUGCAGAGCGCUUGGAUGGAGAUUUUGAUUCUGGGAGUUGUGUACAGAUCACUUUCUUUUGAGGAUGAGCUUGUCUAUGCUGAAGAUUAUAUUAUGGAUGAAGAUCAGUCCAAAUUAGCAGGCCUUCUUGACCUCAACAAUGCCAUCCUGCAACUGGUAAAAAAAUACAAGAGCAUGAAGCUGGAGAAGGAAGAGUUUGUCACCCUCAAAGCUAUCGCGCUUGCUAAUUCAGACUCAAUGCACAUAGAAGAUGUCGAAGCCGUUCAGAAACUUCAAGAUGUCUUGCACGAGGCAUUGCAGGAUUACGAGGCCGGGCAGCAUAUGGAAGACCCACGCCGGGCGGGCAAGAUGCUGAUGACUCUGCCACUGCUAAGGCAAACCUCCACUAAAGCUGUGCAGCACUUCUACAACAUCAAACUGGAAGGCAAAGUCCCCAUGCACAAACUUUUUUUGGAAAUGCUGGAAGCCAAGGUCUGACUAAAGCAUCCUGGGCCUUCCAGUUGUGCACACUGAAAUUUUAAAGAAAGGGAAAACAAACAGGGGAAAAAAAGAACAGCAAAGAAACUUUAGUGUUUAAAUUAAGGAAACUAAAAUGACUGCACUGAUACUUAGCAGCAAGACUGAGAAGCAGCUUUCACCUCUUUAUAAUCUGUGUCUUAUCUGAUGCAGCUUUCCUUCUACAUUUCUCUCUUCUUUUCCUGUUCUUAUUUUUUCCCCCUUUUCUUCGUUACUUUCCCCCCUUUGCUGCUGAAUCUUUUAAAAAGAGGUCUCUAAUAGAAGAGAGAUGGAAGCCAGGCCUGCCAAAGGAUGGAAAUCCAUAAUAUGGAUGCCAGUGAACUUAUUACGAACCACAAUACCCCAAUGACAAAGGAAUCAAAAGAGAACCAUCGUACCUAGCAGUACAGUACAGUACAACACGAUGAACUGACUGAAUGCAGUAUUAGGUUUCACGAGAGCAGCCUCUAAUUAGACGACUUCGAUGACAAUGCAUUGGCUGCUUCUUAUCAUGGCAUUUUCCAUCUAGAUCAGU
This is a messenger RNA of Gekko japonicus, 1930 nucleotides long. It is a transcript of the gene ESRRG, whose product is annotated as estrogen related receptor gamma. The record is from RefSeq and is a predicted model, not a curated record. The transcript is spliced from 7 exons. The coding region runs from base 1 to 1377 and encodes 458 amino acids. Gene Ontology annotation, biological process: regulation of DNA-templated transcription. Gene Ontology annotation, cellular component: nucleus. Gene Ontology annotation, molecular function: DNA-binding transcription factor activity; steroid binding; nuclear steroid receptor activity. Lineage: Eukaryota; Metazoa; Chordata; Lepidosauria; Squamata; Gekkonidae.